This is a messenger RNA of Myxocyprinus asiaticus (Chinese sucker), 2038 nucleotides long. It is a transcript of the gene tdo2a, whose product is annotated as tryptophan 2,3-dioxygenase a. Bases 225 to 953 code for a protein of 242 amino acids. NCBI's taxonomy places the organism in Eukaryota, Metazoa, Chordata, Actinopteri, Cypriniformes, Catostomidae. Gene Ontology annotation, molecular function: L-tryptophan 2,3-dioxygenase activity; heme binding; metal ion binding. The transcript has 9 exons. The record is from RefSeq and is a predicted model, not a curated record.
UUUUAUUGUACAUAUUUGAGAUUUUAAUAUCCAAACAUCAAAGGCACGUUCCUCUCUAAAAUGUUGAGAACCAUGUCACUACAAUAUCUGAUCCAUAUCAACAAUUUGUUAGAACUUUUACCUGUAUAUUGAAUGCUAUAUGUCAAUACCUCUUUUAUAUUACGUUGAUGUACAUGAAAAUACAGGUCAGCUAGUCAGCAGCAUUUGACAGAAGAUGAGUGAUAAUGCUCAGACUGGAUUUAACAAGGCCAGCAAAGGAGGACUUAUUUAUGCUGGAUAAAAUUGUGACAUCUCAGGUGCUUCAAAGUGAACUGAAGGGAAACAAGAUCCAUGACGAACAUCUGUUCAUCGUCACACAUCUAGCCUAUGAACUGUGGUUUAAACAAGUUCUUUGGGAGCUGGACUCAGUGGGAGAAAUCUUCAUCAGUGGGCAUGUCCGUGAUGAGCGAAACAUGCUCAAAGUUAACACUCGCAUCAACAGGAUUGUGAUUAUAUUUAGACUACUGCUGGACCAGUUUGCUGUUCUAGAAACCAUGACUGCCUUAGACUUCUUUGACUUUAGGGAAUAUCUCUCGCCAGCCUCAGGUUUCCAGAGUCUGCAGUUUCGACUGCUGGAAAACAAGAUUGGGGUUCCACACAACCAGAGAGUUCCCUACAAAAGAAGGCAUUACCGGGACAAUUUCCGUGACCAAGAAAGUGAGCUGCUUCUUCACUCAGAGCAGGAGCCCACUCUACUUCGGUUAGUGGAGCAAUGGCUAAAGAGAACUCCAGGCUUGGAGGAAGAUGGCUUUAACUUCUGGUGGAAACUGCAAACCAAUAUUUUUGAAGAGCUCAGGAAAGAGAAAGAAAAAAUAGAGCAAAAACCAGACUCAGAGAUGAAAGAAGAGAUGAUGGCAGAGUUCAUUAAGCAGAGAGACAUUUUCUCUUUGAUGAGAAGAGACAUGAUCACUUAGUACAGGUCAGAGGAGGCUGUCCUAUAAGGCACUACAGGAAGCCCUGAUGAUCUACUUUUAAAGAGAGGAGCCUCGAUAUCAGGUUCCGUUUCAACUUCUGACAUCUCUGAUGGACACUAUCACCCUCAUGACAAAAUGGAGAUGUAUGUAAAACCACUGAAACUGAGCAAAUGUGAAUUUCAUUGCCAUCACAGAAAAUACAGAACAAAGGAUUUUUUCCCCCAUGCAUUCUGAAAAUACUUUUACUUACUGCAUAAUUUAUACCUGAAUUUUCCCUUAAAGAACCAUGUUUGUAUGGUGCACAGAACGAUUGGCAGCAAAGCUAGCACAGGUGGCUCAUCAGGCUAUCAAUAUAUGUGCUCCACUGUCAGGUAGGUCAAAUAAUCCGAGACAAACCCAGUUUUAUACAGAAGCACUCUGCAUGCUUUGGCUUCAGGAGUCUCUGUUAUAAUUAUCCAAAUAAAACAUAAUGCUUCAAAAUUGUCUGAAAUGUACAGCACUAUGUAAACAAAAGUUCCUGACAAGUCUUAUUCAGUCUUAGAUUUGACAACGAGUGUGUUGUUUCAGUGAUCGUUACAAGUUGUUUGUGGAUCUGUUUAUCCUGGCCAUCUUCCUGGUUCCAAGGGAACAGGUUAAGCUGAAACCAAACGAGCACAGCUUCCUGUACACCGCUGAAUGCUGUGACAGCUCCUACUGCAGCAGUAACAACUCAGACUAAACAGGGAUGAAGAAACUGAUGGGCAAGGGGUUUGCAGACUAUGAGAAAAAGAAAAACGGGAUCAAAAUGUACUUGAAGCCUACUUAGCAAUAUUUAUGUCUAAUACUGCAUUAGUACAGUAAUACUUCAUAUACUGUAUACCAUCAUCAGUAAAUGAUAGAAAGAGAAGCUACAUGCCAUGCUAAUUUUAUGGAUGUUUCAGAAUUCCACUCUUCUAACCUUGUGAAUUGAAGCAUGGUGUCACCAUAAUAGCUAAAUCAGUGAUACUGUUGAUGCACUUGUGUAUAUAGUCUAUAUAAUGUAAUAUAUCAAUUGUAUGUGAGGUUAAACAAUUUAAUUUUGUAAAUAAAUAUAAAACACAUAUAAA